GCACAAUUGUUCAUUCAAAUCAUUCGAUAAUAAGACUAAUUGUAGACGAAUCUACUUACAAAUUUUAUGAAAUAACGCAAUUCUCACCCAACAGAUGGCGCUGUAAAAUUCUCAAAAAGUUGUUUUCGAAAGAAUUGAUAAAGCCCACUGCACUAAUUAUAUACGAGGAUUAGUAUGCUUGAGAGUUAGGAAUUCCAAAUGGGAGAUAACAGUAUUUAGGCGGUUUUCGGAGAGAGAGGAAUCGAUUUGUGCAGUGCAAACAAAAAUGGCUUCUAUCAGUGAACAGGUUCCGAUUGUAGCCCUGCCGAAGGACGAUCGCGCGGAAGCCACCGCUCGGGAAUUCCUGGACGCGUUCCAGAAAAAACCGGAUUUUUUCGUCAGAGUACCCGGAAGGGUAAACUUGAUAGGAGAACACAUCGAUUAUUGCGGAUACUCCGUUUGUCCCAUGGCCCUCAAGCAAGACGUCCUUCUGGCGGUCUCCGUGGAAAACGAUAAGAAGCUACAACUGCGCAAUUUCGAUAAGAAAUUCAGCGAUUUUCAAUGCGACCUGCCGAAUUUCGAGGUCCGUUCGGGUGAGGGCGCCCCGCAAUGGUACCAGUACUUCCUGUGCGGCGUGAAGGGCAUCCUGGACGUUCUACCGGUCGACAGGACCGCGAAAGGGAUGAAAAUCUUGGUGAACGGGAACGUCCCCCAAAGCGCCGGCCUCUCCAGCAGCAGCGCUUUGGUCAGCGCCGCCGCCUUGGCUUCGGCCUACGCCCACGGGUUAUCGAUGUCUAAAGAGAAACUGGCCAAUAUUUGCGCAGAAUGCGAGAAAUAUAUCGGUACCCAAGGGGGCGGUAUGGAUCAAGCCAUCGCUUUUCUGGCCACUGAGGGUUGCGCCAAACACAUCCAAUUUUCACCGUUGAGAUCCGAAGAUAUCGCUUUACCUGCCGAUGCUGUUUUCGUUAUAGCCCACAGUCUGGUCAAUUUAAAUAAAGCCGCAACUGCCGAUUUUAAUUGCCGAGUGAUUGAAUGCCGGUUAGCCGCACAGUUAAUUGCAGUUUUCUUACACCAGCUGAUGGCGAUGAAACGGGGCGUCGAAUGGAGGACAAUCAGGAAAUUAUCCGACGUCCAGGCGGCCCUUUCUCUCGACCUCAAAGCCAUGAUUUCCUUCGCCGAGUCCGCCCUGCACGAGCGGCCCUACACCAAGGAGGAAAUCACCAGCGAACUGGCCACCACCGUCGACGAACUAGCCCUCGUAUCGCUCACCCCCAACACCGAGCACAUCGUGACCUUCAAGCUCCGCCAGAGGGCCCUGCACGUUUUCCAAGAAGCCCUGAGGGUGGAGGAGUUCCUGAGGGCGUGCUCGGCGCCCCACGGGGAGGCGACCCCCUCGAUCCUGGGGGGUUUGAUGAGCGAGAGCCACAGGAGCUUGAGGGAUCUGUACGAGUGCAGCGCGCCCGAGUUGGAUAGGUUGGUGGAGAUGUCGAAGGGGUACGCGCUGGGCGCCAGGCUGACGGGGGCGGGUUGGGGCGGUUGUGCGGUGGCCCUCGUGCCGCCCCAUAAUGUGGAUGGUUACAUGGAGUUCCUGAAGAAGAAUUUCUACGGGGAAGUGGAGGAUGUGGAGGCGCUGUUGUUCAGUACAGCGCCGAGAGGGGGCGCUUGCGUUUACGUUUGACAGUAUUAUGAUGUUGGGGGUGGUUUUUUUUUUAAUUGUUAAGGGUGAAUAAUUUUUUUUUGUGAAUA
Molecule: messenger RNA, 1725 nt
Organism: Phyllotreta striolata
Lineage: Eukaryota; Metazoa; Arthropoda; Insecta; Coleoptera; Chrysomelidae
Source: the annotation of a GenBank genome assembly